Molecule: messenger RNA, 5431 nt
Organism: Larimichthys crocea (large yellow croaker)
Lineage: Eukaryota; Metazoa; Chordata; Actinopteri; Sciaenidae
Product: APC membrane recruitment protein 2-like
Exons: 1
Coding region: 214-3150 (978 amino acids)
Biological process (GO): regulation of canonical Wnt signaling pathway
Cellular component (GO): plasma membrane
Molecular function (GO): beta-catenin binding; phosphatidylinositol-4,5-bisphosphate binding
Source: RefSeq, a predicted model, not a curated record
CUGGAUAGGAAAGAGAGAGAGAGAGAGAGAGAGAGAGAGAGAGAGAGGGAUAGACAGCCGAUAAAGAAACGCACCAAGAGCAACCGAGGUAAAGCAAGGCUACAAGCAGAGAUAAAGAUAAGGUCUGGAUAUAAAUGCUUCAACCACUGGUUGGAGAAUAGCAACUGUAGCAAGUGACAGAAGGAUACAGAGAAAGGGGGAAGCAGAGAGAAGAUGGAUGUACAAAUGGAGAACAUGGACCCCUCGCCUUGUGAAUCCCAGUCGAGUGGAAAAAUCAGAAAAGGAUUCAAGCUGUUUGGCAAGCGCAAACCAGGUAACAUCUUUUCUAUUCGAAGUAAAGGAGAUGGAAACAACAAGUCACCUGUUAACAAGAGCAAAACCCAAGAUGGAUUAUCAGAGAGCGCUGCACCAGAAUCGGAGCACGAGCCAGACAAAGAGAAGGGACAGGAGGUGAGUCAAGGAGAGAUGGAGCAGGCAGAGGAAACGCUUGGUGAAGAUGGCGUUCUGGCUGCCUCCCAUGCUCGCACCUCCAUUUCUUCUGCCAGCUCAGCCAAAUCCCUCAGCUUCCUGUCGUUACUGAGGGGUGGUCGGAGAGGAGCAGGGGACCGCCGAGUCCACACCGUGUCCCAGCCAGUCGGUCGGCAACGUCGUGGCCUGAAGGGUCUCUUUGGCAAUGUUAAGUUCCGAUCAAAGGAUAAGGAGGACAAGGAGGAAGCACCUCCGAGCCCACUUCUCAUGUCGUCCCGUGCCAACAGUGUGGAAAUCAUCAAAGAGGACCUCACCCUCACUCCCAGACCCCAGCCUCGUUCGCUGGACAGCCCAGAGACUGAGAGCGGCGAGCCCAUCACGAGCUUAACAUCACAGGACAGUACAGCCACGACCCCAUCAGAGACUGUAACUCCUAAGAUGACGGCAGGCAGUGUGAGUAAAACUAACGAGCAUGUGCCACCUUUACUCGCUUCUGAACCACCCUUGGUGCCCGGCGAUACCAGCCUGAGCUGCUUGCUGGCAGACAUCUCCUCUCUCCUGACCUUUGAUUCAAUCACAGGGGGUGGAGACAUCAUGGCUGAUGUGGAGGCAGAGUGGGGGAAAGCCAGCAGUAGUAUCAGUGCUACUAUGACUGAAGUCAUGCCAUCAUCCACAUCUCUCUUCUCCAAGCCUACCAUCUCUUUACCGCUGACUUCUACCUUUGUCAGCAUUACUGCUACUCCUGUAGCCAUCCCUACAACAAGCUCAACAAAAUCCUUCACUCCUCCAACAAAGACAACUUCAGACUUUUCCACUUUCACUGCUCGCUCAGUCAAACUAAGCUCAGACUCUACUCCAGCCUCUGAGCCUUCUACCAGCAUUAAAAUUCAAUCAACUCCUCCAAAACCUUCAACUACUCCUCUAACGAUGACAAGCUUUUCGCCUGCAGUAAAGUCUUCUCCUUUGAUGACAAUUAAAUCCACACCAAGCUCCACCUUUGCUACUACCACAGCUCCUCUCAACACCCUGGUCACUACAGUCAAGACUCCCUCAAUUAAUCCAGCUCUUACCUCUACAGUUAGUAAAAUGCCAUCAGAGAUUGCAGCGCCUCCUCAAAUGAUUCCUUUAGUAAGUAAACCUAGUCCUGUAGCUACUCCACCUCCUGCACCAGCUAAACCUCCUCCAGUAACCCAUAGCCCUCCUACCCCUGUUGCUUUUACCCAACCUCCACCUGCUAAAUUGGAGCCAGAUAACAAUUUGAACCCGCAAACGUUCUCUUCAUACAAACCUUCCCAAAGUUCAGCUGCAAGAGAAUCUCAAGCCCCAGUAACAGUAUCACCAGCUUGUUCUGUUUCAACUAAGACUUCCUCUUCUGCAUUCGAUAUCCCCUCCAAAAUGACUACAAACUUGGAAUCUGUAGCCCUUUCCAAGUCUAUACUAACCCCUAGCCCAAUGGACUUAAAACAAACCCCUUCCUCCCUUGUAACUGUUUCACAUCCUUGUCCUUCGCCCACCCUGACUGCCACAUCGAAAAUCCAAACCAGCCCUGCACCUGUCCCAACUCCAUUGUCAAAUUCUUUAGAUAAGAUUCCUCCUACAACUAAACCCGCUCCUGCACCAGUCUCUUUAGAUAAGAUGCCGCCUGCUCCCACAACAGAUCCAACCCCUCCCAGUCAUGUUGUUCUUUCUCCAGCACCUCAUGCUCUGGGUCAGAUCCCAGCGUCUAAAGCCCCGAUUAUUGUAUCUAAAGAUCUGCCUGUUCCUGUUCAAGUACAAGAUUUUCAAUCUAAAGCUCCUUCUGCCCCUGCUCAGAUCCCAGUUUCUGUGUCAAAAGCUCCCCCCUCUCCUGCUCAGAUUCAAGUUUCUCAGUCUAAAGAGCCUCCUGCCCCUGCUCAGAUUCAAAUUUCUCAGUCUAAAGCUCCUCCUGCCCCUGCUCAGAUUCAAGUUUCUGUAUCUACUGACCCUCCUGCUCUUGCUGAGAUCCCAGUUUCUCAACCUAAAGCCCCUCUUGCACCUACCUCUGCCCUUGCCCCUUGCCCUGUCAGUUCUCUUCCUUCUACUCCUGCACCUUCGACAGGUGAGGCCUCUGCUGAAAUGAGAGGAAGCAGACAAGCAUCAGGCCAACUGGCUAGUCCGAGUAGCAUGGGUGACCAAGGGGCCCAAACAAUGUCAUCCAAAAUGGAUGAACGACAUAAUGAGUCAGGACUGAGCCACCAGGGCCCCUCCAGAGAAAGGAGGAUACCACAAGUAAAGGCAUCAGGACUUAGUAAAAUACCUGUGGUUGGAGGGGGCAGAGCAGGCAGGCUACCUGUCCGGGAAAGUCAACACGUUGAUGACGAAGCAAGCAGGGACCAAACUACACCUGUGCUAGAAGAAGAGAGGCGCCAUUUCAACUCACAUGAUGAAUGGAGCAAAGAUAAAAUCAAUGAUGUUGGGGUUAUUGUGCCCACCUCAAAACGCACCCAGGAGGAGAGUCAGCAGCUUCCCCAGAUGAAAGCCCUCACCAGUUUACCGCGUGACUCAAAGAUCCCUGUGAAGCACGGUGCACAGUCUCACACUGCCUCUCAAAUCCCUCAAGCUAAAGAACCCCCUCGCACCAAGAUACCCGUGUCCAAGGUUCCUGUCCGCAGGAUUGGUAACAAACCUGCAGCUGCAGGUGGCAGCGCCCAGAUAAGAAAAUAAAACAACGGACUGAAUCAAUUAACAAUACAGAAUAUGGCUUUGACUGCAACUUUUUUCCAAAACAUGGCCACCAUUUUUUAAUUCAUAUUUCUAUACUGUAAUUCUUGGCUUGCCUCUGUCAUCUCUUGGCAUCACUAUACCAUAAGCAACAAUAACAGAGUCAAGGAGGCUGACAGCACUCAAGCACAAAACAUCUCCACAGGGAGCCAAAGUACCAAGCCUGGCUCUGUGGUGCUGAGCCAACUGGACAUGCUCUCAGGAAAGGUUCAGGGUCACAUCUGAACACACAGCAGCAUAGGUAACUAAGGAAAAGCAAGAUUAAAGGUCUUCUGGGAACACCACACACACAACAUGGGCGAGUGCCUUUUUAAGGGUGCUUUUCCUACAGACUUUCAGAAUUUGUUCAAUCUUUUCUACAGUACUUUUAACUUUUGUUACCUCCACUUUUUGUAGGCACCGUCAGAUCUUUUUGUCUUUCUUUCCAGCGAGUAUCUUUGAUAAUAAGCAGUCUCUUUACGGUUUUAUUUAUGUCAGGAGAAGAACAUCAGGAGCUCUAUAAAUGAAUGCAAAACAACCAAAUUUACAUUCCACACCUAUUUCUGGAUGUAUGUAGCAGAAAAUGUGCCAUUAAUUUUUGCACAAGAUGUUGAACUGUACGGCAUCUCUGUGUCUGCCUGCUUAUAUGUAACAUGAUCUGAUCUCACUGUGAACUAUGGGACAGACUGGUUUUGAGGAAGGACAAAAAAACAACAAAACAAAAAAAACACUCCUUCCACCGGACAGUGGACUGAAGCCAUUAUGAAUGGCACCGUGGACAUUAGAGUGAGACAGAGAAGAUACUGAGAUGAGAUCUCCAGCUCGUACACUGGCACAUCCUUAUUCUUACCCUACUUAUACCCAGAUGAGAACAAUAUCUAUGUGUAUAGUCUCAUCUAUGUUGUUCUGUUUCCUAUUUAAUCAAUAAAACAAUAUGAGUACUUAGCAAGACGAGAUCUGUUAAAGCUGUGAGUCAUAUCCUGUUUCUGAUAUUGUGACAUUUUAGAUUUUCGCUGACAGUGGCUCAGCGUAUUACUACAGCCGGGAUUCAGUGUCCUCAAAGGAACAUGAUUCCGACAACAUCCAUGCUCAAAGCUCACUGACCUGAAUAGCAAGCACAUGAAUGUCAGCAGAGCCCGGCCAAUCAGCCGCGAGUGAAAACGCUUGCAUGCAUACCUUAUUAUCAGGAAAAGGGUUAGGGAAUGUGUCAUUGCUAUUCUUAGUGUCAAAUACAGCCGAUGCAUUCACUGAAUAAUGCCUCUCAGGCUGAGUGGAUCAUUUGAUUUGAACCCGAACUAAAUGCAGAUAAUUAUUUGAAGGCUUUAAAGAGUAUCUAAAUAUUGCAUAAAGGCAGAAAAUUCAGGGGGGGAAAAAUAUUUAAAAGCAACUAACAGCUUCUAGUAGUUUAAGCAAAACCUAAGGUUAAGGAUAGGAAGCUGAUCUGAGUCAUGGGGUAAUGUUAAGAGGAGUCUGGUGUUAGGAAUAAGAAGUUAAGGACAGAGGCUUAUUUUUAUUUAUUUAUUUUUUUACAAAUAAAGCAUUGCAGAGAUGACACAAAAGACCUCUGUUUACUUUAGGAGUCCGGGGGCUGCAAGCUAAGAAGAGAGGACCAACGUUCGCCAGAGAAAAACACGAGGAUUUCAGCACAUCAGGUGCAGAGGGUAAAACUAUCUCCCUGGGAAAAGAAUAGUUUCCCCCCGAGGCUCUGACACAACCCAGGUUUGCUUCUCGGCAACGCCUGCAAUUUGGAAAUAAAGCGUUUUAAAAUGGGUUUAAACAGCACGUAGUUUUAUAAUCAGGCCGGUUAGAGCAGUGAUCAUGCUGGUUUGGACCCACAUCACAGCACAGUGUGAUAAAUUACAUGACAUAAAACUGCUGGUGUGUUUCCUGCGGUUUCAAAGAGGAAACAGAAACAUAAACAUUCAGUGAAUGCUGCCUUUUGUCAUCAUCCAUUCACAUGAUGUUCCCAGUAACGUGGCUUUCAUGCUUAUACUGUAAGUGAUAGCGACAGCCUUGAGUGAAGUACAACAAGAGAGCCCGUUAGAAUAAACGUUUGAGCUAUAUCGCCUGAUCUAUCUCAAAUGUAUCUGUUUCAAAGCUGUUUGUGUGUCAUUAAAGCUAGCCCUUAUGUAGCCCCAAAUGUAUAAUACAGUACCCAUAAUGACUGCUGAGGCCACCGUAGAUUUCUAUGUUCUAUAUGUGUUUUGUCUGCUUCUGCCUCUGCAGAGAUAGUGUGCCUCUUAAG